AACUCACCUACAGUUCCCAUCACAAUGCAACCCUACCGAGCACCCCCUCAAGCAACACCCAAUCCCUGGAUCUACGUCGGACACGCCUCUGCAAUCGAAGACAUAACCCCAACAGAAGGCAAACACAACACCAAACUCUCCUCGACAAAACCUCCCGCCGAUCCCGAAGACAUCUUCGCCUCCCCCACCAUCACAACACCCUGCAAGAUCCUUCAACUCGCCGGUCCAGGCUCUUCCUCCGCAGAAGAGCUGACUCCCGACGUCGCCCAAACGACCCUCGGCAUUCAGCCCCAGAUCCUCGUAUUCCGAUAUCGAGACAAGAUCCACGCGAUAGAUCACUCGUGUCCGCAUCAGAACUACCCACUAUCGCGAGCUAGUCUAUACGAUAUUGAAGAUUUUGGAAUUGUGCUUAGUGCGGGGAUUGAGUGUCCGAAACAUGGCUGGAGUUUUGAUGUGAAUACUGGACAGAGUGACCGGGGAAACUACAAGUUGGGAGUGUGGGACGUAGAGAUUAGGAGUGGGGAGAAUGGAUUUGGGGAAACGGAAGAGGAAGUUUGGGUUAGGAGGAAGGAGAAGAAGAGGAUUGGGUGACGCAGCAUAGGCGAACACUUGCACGAGCUGUCGCUCGAGGAGUAACUCAGCCACGAUUGUUGAAGAGCUCGUGGAAAGUGGACUAU
Cercospora beticola is the source of this 677-nucleotide messenger RNA. Its product is annotated as Rieske (2Fe-2S) protein. NCBI's taxonomy places the organism in Eukaryota, Fungi, Ascomycota, Dothideomycetes, Mycosphaerellales, Mycosphaerellaceae. The record is from RefSeq and is a predicted model, not a curated record. Gene Ontology annotation, molecular function: 2 iron, 2 sulfur cluster binding.